Nelumbo nucifera (sacred lotus) is the source of this 1493-nucleotide messenger RNA. It is a transcript of the gene CRD1, whose product is annotated as dicarboxylate diiron protein, putative (Crd1). Gene Ontology annotation, cellular component: chloroplast thylakoid membrane. Lineage: Eukaryota; Viridiplantae; Streptophyta; Magnoliopsida; Proteales; Nelumbonaceae. Gene Ontology annotation, molecular function: magnesium-protoporphyrin IX monomethyl ester (oxidative) cyclase activity; metal ion binding. Gene Ontology annotation, biological process: photosynthesis; chlorophyll biosynthetic process. The record is from RefSeq and is a predicted model, not a curated record.
CCCACCUCUUAUCCACCCCUCCUCCAAAGCCACUCUCGACAGUCCAGUCAUCCCCCAUAGCCACUGCCUUCUCCCUGUUCUAAUUCCCUCAACCCAGAAACUCUGCUGAAAUUCCGGCCAAAAAUGGCUGCAGAAAUGGCUCUGGUAAAACCCAUCUCAAAAUUUGGCGGAACCACCCCCAAGUUGAGCAGCCCAAGGCCUUAUGGAAUGUUCUGCGUUAAAAUGUCAGCCACUGCACAGCCCGCACCAAAGUCCAAGAAAGGCAAGACAGCGAUUAAGGAGACGCUCCUCACACCCAGGUUCUACACCACAGACUUUGAUGAAAUGGAGAGACUUUUUAACACUGAGAUCAACAGGAAACUGAACCAGAGCGACUUUGAAGCGCUGCUCCAAGAGUUCAAGACUGAUUACAACCAGACCCAUUUCGUCAGGAACAAGGAAUUCAAGGAGGCUGCUGAUAACAUGCAAGGCCCUCUGCGACAGAUUUUCGUUGAGUUUCUGGAGAGGUCCUGCACUGCUGAAUUCUCUGGUUUUCUGCUGUACAAGGAGCUCGGAAGGAGGCUAAAGAAAACAAAUCCAGUUGUGGCAGAAAUUUUUGCACUUAUGUCCAGGGAUGAAGCCAGACAUGCUGGGUUUUUGAACAAGGGCCUAGCUGAUUUCAAUUUGGCAUUGGACUUGGGUUUCCUUACAAAGGCUAGAAAAUACACAUUCUUCAAACCAAAAUUCAUUUUCUAUGCCACAUACUUAUCUGAGAAAAUUGGGUAUUGGAGGUACAUAACCAUAUACAGGCAUCUCAAGGCCAACCCUGAAUUCCAAGUUUAUCCAAUUUUCAAAUACUUUGAGAACUGGUGCCAAGAUGAGAACAGGCAUGGGGACUUCUUUUCUGCAUUGUUAAAGGCACAGCCACAAUUCCUCAAUGACUGGAAAGCAAAGUUGUGGGCCCGAUUCUUUUGUCUAUCGGUAUAUGUGACAAUGUACCUUAACGACUGCCAGCGAACAACUUUUUAUGAGGGAAUUGGACUCAACACCAAAGAAUUUGACAUGCAUGUCAUUAUUGAGACAAACCGCACAACUGCUAGGAUUUUCCCAGCAGUUCUGGAUGUUGAGAACCCAGAGUUCAAGCGGAAGCUGGACAGGAUGGUGGAAAUCAACAAGAAGCUGAGUGCUGUUGCAGAGAGUCAAGACAUACCUUUUGUGAAAAACUUAAAGAGGAUUCCACUCAUUGCAGCAUUGGCCUCUGAGCUCUUGGCUGCAUAUCUCAUGCCCCCAAUUGAGUCUGGAUCAGUGGAUUUUGCAGACUUUGAGCCACAACUUGUUUACUGAUUCUUUUGAAGCACCUAUUUCAUGCUUUCUGAUUGUGUGCUUACUGCUGUUAACUGUUGUUGUAUGGCUCGUGUACCAAACUGAGGAAAAUUUAAUUUAUUGAUGAAAGCCCUUUUUCUUGUAACACUGAGUACUUUCCACAGAAACUAGGUUUCCUUUCCCUUUGUUCA